AUGGUUCGGCUGCUGCUGCGCAUGCGAGCGGAGCUUGAAAAUGUCGAAUUGAUUGAAUUCCCAGAGGAUUACACCUGGAAUGUAGACGUAGUACAGGCUGGAGGGACAGAAGAAAGAAAAGGCAUAACUUUGUCUGCAGCAGAGACAGUCGAUAUACCCAACAGCAGAGGCAAACAAGCUGCAACAAUUAACGUCGAACAACUUAAAGGCGUGACAAGGCCAUACACUGCAGCAGACAGCGGCAACUUCGUCCCCAUCGUAUGCUUCGAAUGCAGAGGGUGUGCUUCUUCAUGCAGCAGCAGCAGCACCAGCAGCAGCAGCAGCAGCAGCAGUAGCAGCAGCAUCAAGUGUAGCACCAGCAAUAGCAAGAGCAGCAUUAGCAGCAUCAGCAGCAAUAGCAGCACCAGCAGCAAUAGCAGCAGUAGCAGGAACAGCAAUAGAAACAGCAGCAAUAGCAGCAGCAGCAGUAGCAACAGCAGCAACAAGGGUAGCAGAAACAGCACCAGGACCAAUAGCAGGCAGCAGCAGCCCAACUCCUAG
Eimeria acervulina is the source of this 540-nucleotide messenger RNA. RefSeq lists its product as hypothetical. The record is from RefSeq and is a predicted model, not a curated record. The coding region runs from base 1 to 540 and encodes 179 amino acids. The transcript has 4 exons. NCBI's taxonomy places the organism in Eukaryota, Apicomplexa, Conoidasida, Eucoccidiorida, Eimeriidae.